CCAUAGAAUAAGAAAAAGAUGGCUCUGUCACUUGACCAGAGACAACUUGAACUUGCACUUGACCAGAGAUAUCUUUGCACUUGACUCACUUGUCUAUGAUCUGUUAUCUGUGCACUUGUCAUCGUGAUCGUGACAUCUUAAAAAUUGAACUGGCUACAUUAGUAAACAAAUUAAAUUAAAAACUCAAAGAUCUGCAGUAAUUAUCACUUUUUGAACCACGUUAAAGAAAAUGGAUAUGAGCAGAGAGAGUUCAUCCCUAGUGAAGCUAGAGGAAAAACUAGAAAGUGUGGACGUUCGCGAGCAAUAUAUUGUUGGAAGAGAAUAUGCAAUCAAAACUGAAGAAAAUAACAUAAUUUGCUCAAAUACAGAAGUUGAUACAAAUGAAUUAUCCACCAAAGAAACGCCCCAAGUAUUAAGUGCGCUGAAAAAAUAUGAAUCAACCAAGGAGUAUGAAUGUCAUGAAAGUGAAGAAAAUGAUCUUGACAAUCACAUAAAAGAUGAUUAUACUCACAGUCCGAAAAAUCAGAAUGAAGAACAUGUAGAGUCUUUACAUUCAACUAAGAAGAAUCAUAGGUGUGUUAUGUGUGAUUUUGAGACAAGGUAUAAAACUAGCCUUGAUAUACAUAUCAAAUCUGUUCAUUUGAAUAUAAAGAUACACCAAUGUUACCUAUGUGAUUAUGUUGCGAGUGAUAAGAAUAAACUUCAUAUACACGUAAAAGCAGUGCAUUUAAGAAUUAAAGAUCACAAGUGUGACUUAUGCGAGUAUGUUACGAGUAGAAAAAAUGCCCUCAAAAAGCAUGUCGACUCGGUUCAUUUGAACAUCAAGAAACACAAGUGUCACUUAUGUAAAUAUGCUGCUAGUGAGAAAAGUAAACUUGACAUACACGUGAAAUUUGUUCACUGUAAAACAAAGGGAUACAAGUGUCAUCUAUGCGAGUAUACUGUGACUAGGAAAGAUAGACUUCAAAAUCAUAUCGAGUUCGUUCAUUUGAAUAUCACGAAACACAAGUGUCACUUGUGCGACUAUGGUGCGAGCGAGAAGCAAAAACUGGCUCUACAUAUAAAAUCUGUCCAUUUGAAGAUUAAGGAACACCAGUGUCAGUUUUGUGAAUUCGGUGCGAAUGAUAAGAAAAAACUCGAUUUACACAUAAAUUACGUCCAUUUGAAAAUCAAGGAUAACGAGUGCCACCUGUGCGAUUUCGUAACAAGUAGAAAAGAGAGCCUUCAGAGGCACGUGAACAUGGUCCAUUUAAAUGUGAAGAAUUUCAAGUGUGAGAUAUGUGGAUAUGCUGCGAGUGAAAAACAAUGCCUUGAGUUACACGUGAAAUCUAUCCAUUUGAAAAUUAAGGAUCACAGGUGUCACUUAUGCGAGUUUGUUACGAGUAGAAAAAGUACCCUUCAGAGUCACGUCAAUUCCGUUCAUUUAAAUAUCAAGGAACACAAGUGCCACUUAUGCGAUCAUGCUACGAGUGAAAAAAGCGACCUUAAUAAACACAUAAAAUCUGUUCAUUUGAAAAUUAAGGAACACAAAUGUCACCUGUGUAACUAUGCCAUCAAUACGAAAAAAUACCUCGAUUCACACAUCAAAUCUGUGCAUUUGAAAAUAAGGGAACAUAAAUGCCAUCUAUGCGAGUAUGAUACGAGCAGGAAAGAUGUUCUUCAGAGGCACAUCGACAGCGUUCAUUUGAAUCUCAAGGAGCACAAGUGUCAAUUGUGUGAUUAUGCUGCGAGCAAGAGAAGAGACCUUCAAAUUCACGUGAACUGCGUUCAUUUGAAGCAUAAAGAACACAGUUGUCAUCUGUGUGAUUACGAUACUAGCAGUAAAGGGGCACUUAAUAGGCAUAUCGACUGUAUUCAUUUAAAUAUCAAGAAUCACAAGUGUCAUCUGUGUGAAUAUGCUACGAAUGCCAAAAGGGACCUCGAAAAACAUGUCAAAUCUGUUCAUUUGAAGAUAAAGGAUCUUAGGUGUCACCUUUGCGAUUAUUAUACAAGUAGAAAAGAUCAUCUUCAAAAUCAUAUCGACUCUGUACAUUCAAAUAUACUAACUAAUGAAUAAAAUUGGAAUAUCUGUUAUUUUCGAAUAUAUUAUUUUUUUGUUGGGUUAUUUAGUUGUUAUCUGAAUGUAAACAACCUUUUUUUGGAUGUUGGAUUAUGGGCCUUGAAAAUAAUGAGGAUUUUGAUCAGUCCCUAUGCCAAUAAAAUUCUUUCAACCUCAA
Coccinella septempunctata (seven-spotted ladybird) is the source of this 2216-nucleotide messenger RNA. Its product is annotated as zinc finger protein 64-like. Gene Ontology annotation, cellular component: nucleus. Gene Ontology annotation, biological process: regulation of gene expression. The record is from RefSeq and is a predicted model, not a curated record. Lineage: Eukaryota; Metazoa; Arthropoda; Insecta; Coleoptera; Coccinellidae. The transcript has 3 exons. Bases 230 to 2056 code for a protein of 608 amino acids.